UUGCGCUUGGAGCAAUGAGGCUUGACACAGCGGGAGCGACGGGCAGAUGACUGACCAGAAGCUGCGCGCCAGUGUCAUAGAUCGGAGCGCACUCCCAGCAGCUGCGCCUCGACCGGCCUGCUUUAUCAAUCUGAUUAACAAAGGCACGCGAGGCAUGACUGGGACACCGUCGUGGGCCAGCGCAGCGGAGCGCACAGGCGGCGCAAAAAAGGGAUGCCCUGGGUACAUCUCAGCACGUAGCCGCAGCCUGUUCGCCUCGCCUCGCCCUCUGUGUUGGUCGUCCGCCCGUCACCCCGAGACGCCGCCUUGCGCCAGAUCCCUUUGACGGUUCAUGACGAGUUGAAUUGCACCCUUAUCAUCCAUGUCGUCCAGUCUCGCCCUUCAGCCACAGGCUGUGUCCGCACCCGGCAAGGUCUUCGUGGCGGGUGGCUACCUCGUGCUGGAUCGAAAAUAUACCGCGCUUGUGUUUGGCCUCGACGCACGGAUUCACGUGGAAAUUGAGCCCAUCCAGACGAAGAGCGGUGUCACUCUCAGCGAGAUUAUCGUGAGGAGCCCGCAGUUCCGGGACGCUGCUUGGGAGUAUGGCUACAGACUGACCGAGGGUGAUGGUGGGAUUGCAGUCACUCAAUUGCGAGCCUCCCACACCUCCUCCCUCAACAAAAACCCCUUCAUCGAAACAGCGCUCACCUACGCCCUGACUUACAUCUCCACCCUGCAGUCAACCCCCAUCCCACCCUCCUCAAUCAGCAUCCUCGCCGACCAAGCCUACUACUCCAACCCGGGGUCCCCCCUCUCCCCGUCCUCCCGCUUCCUCAACUUCGACGUCACGCUCCCGGACGCCCACAAAACGGGCCUCGGAUCUUCCGCCGCGCUGGUGACUGCCUUCACUGCCGCGGUUCUGAGCUACUACCUGCCUAAGGAGGCGUUUGAUGUUGAUAGCGAGAAGGGGAAGAGCGUCCUGCACAACCUUAGCCAGGCGAGCCACUGCGCGGCGCAGGGCAAGGUGGGCAGCGGCUUCGACAUUGCAUCCGCGGUGUACGGGUCGUGCUUGUAUCGGCGGUUCUCGCCAUCACUGCUAUCCUCCCUCCCAGCGCCGGGUGCAGCGAGCUUCGCGGCGCAGCUGCGCUCUCUCGUCGAGGGGGACUCCUGGGAUGUCGAGAUCGCGAAGGCCAAGGUCAAAAUGCCAAGGGGGCUGCGGCUCGUCAUGUGCGACGUCGACUGUGGGAGCCAGACGCCGGGGAUGGUGCGCACGGUGCUGAAGUGGCGCGAACAGAACCCCGAACUGGCGGAUAGGAUUUGGGGUGAGUUGCAGAGCGGGAAUGAAGCGUUUGCUGCGGAGUUGACGAGGCUCGCAACUGAAGACAGCGGAGAGGCAGGAGCAGAGAAGUUCGCGAAGCUGAAGGGAAUCUUUGAGGCGAAUCGCAAGCUGAUAAGGGAGAUGAGCAAGGAGAGCGGUGUGCCGAUUGAGCCGCCGCAGCAGACGAAGCUCUUGGAUGCGUGCUCGGCGGUGGCCGGCGUCGUGGGUGGUGUUGUGCCUGGCGCGGGUGGGUAUGAUGCUAUUGUGCUACUGCUCGAGGAUAAAGAGGAGGUUAUUGGGGAGCUGAGGAAGGUGGUUGAGGGGUGGAAGGUUGAUGGGCAUAGCGAGGAUGGGGUUACGAUUGGGAAGGUGGGUAUUCUGGGCGUGAGGGAGGACAUGGUUGGUGUGAGGAGGGAGGAUGUGGUCAUCUACCGGGAGUGGAUCACUUCGUCGUGAGUGAACUAGAUGAGGCUAGGGAUGAUCGAUAGUGUAUAGAUGUGGUCCUGACAAUGUAUCAGUACCAGGCCGGAACUCGAUCA
Messenger RNA from Paraphaeosphaeria sporulosa, 1836 nucleotides. RefSeq names its product phosphomevalonate kinase. NCBI's taxonomy places the organism in Eukaryota, Fungi, Ascomycota, Dothideomycetes, Pleosporales, Didymosphaeriaceae. Gene Ontology annotation, cellular component: peroxisome. The record is from RefSeq and is a predicted model, not a curated record. Gene Ontology annotation, molecular function: phosphomevalonate kinase activity; ATP binding. Bases 362 to 1753 code for a protein of 463 amino acids. Gene Ontology annotation, biological process: ergosterol biosynthetic process; isopentenyl diphosphate biosynthetic process, mevalonate pathway. The transcript is spliced from 2 exons.